This is a messenger RNA of Prorocentrum cordatum, 540 nucleotides long. NCBI's taxonomy places the organism in Eukaryota, Dinophyceae, Prorocentrales, Prorocentraceae. The record is from the annotation of a GenBank genome assembly.
GAGCUGAAGAUGCAGUUCCCUGCGCUGGCGCUCAAGAUCAACAACAUGCGGAGCGAGAUCGUCGACAAGUUCGAGGAGCGUUGCCAAAGCAUCGAGAGCGACGCGCUGGAGAUGCAGCAGCAGAUCGACUCCCUUGAGCAAUACAUACGGCGGCUUCAAGGCCACGAGGUGUUUCCUGACCUUCGGGGCGGCUCGUACCACUUGCAGAGCUUUACAAAAAAUGGCCUCUGCGAUAACGUUCGGAGCCCUGCGUGCAGGAACGGCUGCAAGGAGGUUCUGAAUGCCAUCCAGCUCUCCUCCCCGCUGAUCACGAACAAGCCCGUGGACUCCGACACCAGGCUCACGCCGAGCGAGACUGUCGACCUGCUAGUGCCGAGACAGGCUGUCGAGAUGGCGCUGCCGCCCGAGCCCGACGAGAAGACGCACACCGUUACGCCAUCAACGAGUUCUGCUACCUGGAGCUCUGAUUCGGCGCCUGCUGCGGCGUCUGCAUCGACCGAGCAGCUGUCCUUCACCGUGAUCGCUGAGCAGCUGGUGUGG